UAUUUUAGUGACGCAUCGCUCCAGCUUCCUUCUUAUUUCAGCUGUUCUUACCGCGCUUCUCGGCGUCUUGUAAACUAGGUAUAUUAUAUGUUUAUGAAAAUAUAUUUAUGUGUCAGUAAGGUCCUGCUUAUCUGAAGUCAAGGAACAGUGUUUUUUUUUUUCUCCAUUUUGUUCAUUGAUGUCUUGACUUGUCAUGUGGAAUGUCAUCAUAGUGCAAGGUGUUUUGAGGACAUAUCUGGAUUGAUGUCUGGCAGGUUAAGAUGGAACUGUCCGAAUCUGUCACACACAAGAACGGGAGGCUGCGGAAGCCUGUGGUGUCCAGCUCUGAUAUGGGCGAAAGGGAAUCCAAGCUAGAAGUUGAGUGUGAUGAGGAGGCUCUUCUACCAAACUCAGUCAGGGCUGAUGGACAAGUGAAAGCGUGUCAUGGGAUCAAAGGAGAACUGGGCAAUGUGGCCCUGUUAUUGUUUUUGUAUGUGCUUCAGGGCAUUCCCUUAGGCUUGGCCGGGAGCAUCCCUCUCAUCAUGCAGAGUAAGAACGUUAGCUACAAGGACCAGGCCUAUUUUAGCUUCGUCUUUUGGCCCUUCAGUCUAAAGCUGUUGUGGGCUCCCCUGGUGGACUCGCUGUAUCUGCGGCGGUUCGGCAGGAGGAAGUCGUGGCUGGUGCCCACUCAGUACCUGCUGGGUCUUUUUAUGCUUUACCUGUCAGUCACGGUUGAUGCAAUGCUUCAGACAGAUGGACAGAGUGGGCCAGAUGUGAUCACACUGACCGCAGUCUUCUUCAUGCUGGCUUUCCUCGCAGCCACGCAAGAUAUUGCCGUUGAUGGCUGGGCUUUGACUAUGCUGUCCAGGGAGAAUGUGGGUUAUGCUUCCACUUGUAACUCUGUGGGUCAGACGGCUGGAUACUUCCUAGGAAAUGUGUUGUUUCUGGCUCUGGAGUCUGCUGAUUUCUGCAACAAGUAUCUGAGGUUUGAGCCCCAGGAACGGGGCAUUGUAACACUCUCAGAUUUCUUGUAUUUAUGGGGGAUUGUGUUCAUGGUAUCUACCACUCUGGUUGCUGUCCUGAAAAAGGAAAACAACAGACACCAUCAUACUAAGAAGAAGCCUAAAGAGGAGACACAGAGUGUUAUGGAGACCUACAAACUUUUGCUCUCCAUAAUUAAAAUGCCCACUGUCUUUACCUUCUGUGUCUUGUUGCUGACUGCUAAGAUUGGUUUCUCUGCUGCAGAUGCUGUGACUGGGUUGAAGCUAGUGGAAGCUGGGGUUCCUAAAGAGCAGCUGGCUCUACUGGCAGUUCCCAUGGUGCCUCUGCAAAUCUUGCUGCCUCUAGUUAUUAGUAAAUACACAGCUGGGCCACGUCCACUUGAUGUUUUCUACAAAGCUUUCCCAUUCAGGCUGCUGAUUGGUCUGGGGUAUGCCCUGCUGGUCUGGUGGACCCCAAGUGUUCGGCAGGAGGAGGGCUUUCCAGUGUAUUACUAUGCUGUUGUGCUGCUGGGCUAUGCAGUACAUCAGGUGGCACUAUACAGCAUGUAUGUUGCCUGCAUGGCCUUUCAUGCCAAGGUCAGUGACCCUGUGAUAGGGGGCACCUACAUGACCCUUCUGAACACUGUGACUAAUCUAGGAGGGAACUGGCCCUCUACACUAGCUCUAUGGCUGGUAGACCCUCUCACCUUUAAAGAGUGCCAGGGAGCCCCCGGGCAGACGUGCGGUUCGGUUGAAGAAGCAGGGCUCUGCGUCAGAGAGGGUGGCACGUGUGUGACAACACUGGACGGUUACUACGUUGAGUCUGUGGUGUGUGUUCUGAUUGGUCUCUGCUGGUGGAUGUUCUUCGGGAAAAGAAUGAAGCGGUUACAAGCAGAGAGCCCCUCUGCGUGGCAUUGCAGGGUUGUCAAAUAACAUCAUCUCUACUGGACUCUGUCUCUUGUUUUAAAGUUACUCCAUGCCUUGCCUUUCUUUCCUUUUCUGAGUAACUGCUUAUUUUUGUCAUGCUACAGCAGGCCUGUAGACAGGCUUUAAACUCUGAAAUAAUAGAAUGUACUGUACUAUUAAAUUCUUAGCAUACCUG
Cyprinus carpio (common carp) is the source of this 2061-nucleotide messenger RNA. RefSeq names its product acetyl-coenzyme A transporter 1-like. NCBI's taxonomy places the organism in Eukaryota, Metazoa, Chordata, Actinopteri, Cypriniformes, Cyprinidae. Gene Ontology annotation, molecular function: acetyl-CoA transmembrane transporter activity. Gene Ontology annotation, cellular component: membrane. The record is from RefSeq and is a predicted model, not a curated record.